AUGGUGGGUUUUGUAUCUGAACCCUCCACCAUUAAAGAAGAAGAAAACAACCAAGUUUCAAAAGCUAGAAACUUUAGAAACCCAGUUGACUCUUUUGAUCUAAAGCUCACAAAUUUUGCUGAUUCUUUUCUCGACUUUGAUUCUAUAGAGGAGUUUUUUGAGAACCCUGAGAAGGUUAGUUUAGAUUUUGAGAAGGUUAGUUUAGAUUUUGAGAAGAGAAUGGAGGUGGAGGAUAAAGGUUUUGUUGUUAAGGACCUAGUUGUUAAUGGGUCUGAUUCAGUUUUCGAAGAGAAGAAGGGAAUUGUUGAUGGGUCUGAUUUGGAGGGUAUAGUGAAAGUGAAGGAAGAAAGAGUGGAGCUUGAGAGAGAAGUUUUGGGGUGUUCUAUUGAGGAGGAGAUGGGAAGGGUUAGUUUGGUUGCCGGGUCGAGUAUAGUUGCUGCUGAUGCGGUUGAAAAAGUGGUGGGUGAUGAGGCUGAGAUAGGUAAUGGUGAUUUGAUAAAUGGGUUAGGUUCGGAUAUUGGUAAUGGAAGUGGUGUCAAUGGUAAAGUAGUGAAUGCUGAGGAUGAUCGUGAAAGCGAAAGCGAUUCUGAAUCGGAGAGUGAAAGUAGUUCAUCGUCUAGUAGUAGUAGUAGUGAUGAUGAUGAUGAUGAAGAGGAGAGCGAUGAGGAGGAGGAGGAGGAGGAGAUGGAAGUUAGAAUGGAAGUAAAGAAAGAGUUACAUGGUUUGGGUGACAUGGAAGAAGGUGAGAUAAGGGAUGUUGAUGAAGAGGAAAUGGUUGGUGGGAAUGAUAGUGAUGUGGAAGUGUUUGAGAAUGAAGAGGAGGAGCAAGAAGAUGGAUACAAGAUGGUUGAGUGGAGCGGUGCUGAAGAAGAUGAGGAGGAUGCUGUUAGGGGAGUGCCAGUUGUAUCGGAGAACGAGCUUAAGUUACUCCCUCCAGUUCCUCCAGUGGAUGCUUCCUUGGAACCGCAUCAUCAGAUGCUGCCUGUUGGAGUUGUUUUGUCGGCUAUAGGUUCCCAGGUUAUAGUAGAAGGGGCGGAAAAGCACAAUCCUUUGAAUGAGGGUUCUAUCCUGUGGAUAUCUGAAAAGAGAUCCCCAUUGGGGUUGGUAGAUGAGAUUUUUGGACCUGUCAAAAACCCAUACUAUGUGGUGAGAUACAAUUCAGAAAGUGAAGUCCCUGCUGGGAUCCAUAAUGGUACUUUGAUAUCUUUUGUUCCUGAGUUUGCCAAUCAUGUGCUUAAUGACAAGAAUCUUUACAAGAAAGGGUAUGAUGCAUCUGGUGAAAACGAUGAAGAGCAAACUGACGAGGCAGAAUUUUCAGAUGAUGAGAAAGAGGCAGAGUACAAGAGGAAGUUAAAAAUGUCGAAGAGGGGAAUAAAUGAGGAGACAGGUGGAAAAAAGAAAAGCAAUAGAAGGAAGGGGAAAAAUAGGGAGGCUGGUUGGCAGAAUAAUAAACCUUCAGGGGAGCAAAUACCAAAUGGUGUAGAUCAGCUACAACCUGAUCAAAAUUUGCUCAAUAAAUCUGCUGUUGGAAUGUCAUUUGCCCCGGUGCCGCAGCCAACUGGUGUUUUUGCACCUUCAAAUGGUGUUUGGCAGAAUGUGGUACCUUCUCAGCAGCCACAGACUUUAGCAAUUCCUGGUGGUUUUCCAACAAAUAAUAUGCCUUGGCCUGCACAGAGUCAACUUCAGCAUCCCUAUCAGAUGCCUAUGCCAUUUCAGCAACAGUUCAAUCCUGGUCAGGGACCAUUUCCUAAUGCUUUGUUACCAGGCGGACAACCAAAUUUCUUUGCUGGACCUGCAUAUCCUCAACCUUGGCCUGCGAUUGGAGGACAAAACUACUUUAACCAAGCUGCAUUUGGAAAAGGAUUUCAGUUUCAACUGAAUCCCCCAUCACACCAAGGAAUGACGCCCAGUGGACCGCCUUUAGGACAGAACAGUAGUUUCCAACCACCAGCCAUCCCUCCUGGCAACAUUCGGGCUCCUCAGCAAUUCAACGCAGGAGCCUCUUCCACUCAUGGAAGGAAACCUUACCGUAGAGGGGGUGGUCGGUUUUCAGGUGGGAGAGGUAGGCAGCCUUGA
This is a messenger RNA of Dovyalis caffra, 2076 nucleotides long. The record is from the annotation of a GenBank genome assembly. NCBI's taxonomy places the organism in Eukaryota, Viridiplantae, Streptophyta, Magnoliopsida, Malpighiales, Salicaceae.